Messenger RNA from Rotaria sordida, 2624 nucleotides. NCBI's taxonomy places the organism in Eukaryota, Metazoa, Rotifera, Eurotatoria, Philodinida, Philodinidae. The record is from the annotation of a GenBank genome assembly.
AUGUCAAAGUCAAUUCUCUCGUCAAUCAAUCAAAUUAUUACUGAACAAUAUCAAAAACUAUCUUCAAUUGUCAAAGAUUCUCUCAAAGGUCAUCGAAUACUAAUUGCAGAUGAACGAGCAAAACAAGCUUUUACAGCAUUACAACGUAUUUUCUAUGAAUUUCAAUCUCAAAAAUUAUCAAAAAGAUUAGAAAAACGUGCUCAACGUGAAUACAAAAUCGUUCGAAGUAUUCAACGUCUUAUACGUCGACGAUCAGAUAUUGUUGUACAUCGAAGAGAUAAAGGAAAAGUUUUUUAUAUCGGUAGAACGGUUGAUUUUCAACGUAAAGCUGAAGAAUAUAUGUUAAAAACGGAAGCUUAUAAAGAAAUUACAAAUGGUCGUUGUCCAUUAGCCGAUAAUCUCCAUAGUGUCAAUACUUUACUUGAUUAUCUUUCUGGAACAUCAUUACGACGUAUAGUUGUAAGUAUUCAUGCACCAGCAACAUUGGCAUCGAAAUUUUUGAAUGAUCUUCUAGUACCUAUUUACUUAAAGGUUGCUCAUGGCUAUAUUACAUCAACAACAAAAUUUAUUACGACCGAUGUUGAAAAUCUUUAUACAAUGAUACCACGAGUAGGUGCAUUGGAAGCAUUAGAUCGAUUCUGUAUCAAAUAUUUGAAAGAAGGCAAAAUUGGAACAUUUACAAUUGAUCAUAUUAUGAAAAUGGCUCGUUUAAUUUGGGACACGAAUUGUUUCGCUUAUAAUAAUAAAUAUUACCGACAAAUUUAUGAAGGUACAAUGGAUUCAGCAUUUAUAUGCCGUUUGAGAGAGAACACAAUUAAAUCGCACAUCGCGGUUUUCAGAAGAUCGUCUGACAUAUUACAAAACUUUUUUCAAACACGGAACUUAUUAUAGUAUGGACUGAAAGCAUUUCUUUUCCUGGAACUAUCUUGGUGUGGUGCGAAACUCAUCAGAGUACAGAACGAAACUACUUUCGAUUCUAUAAAUCCAUAUAGUUCGAUACGAAAGUGUUUCCGAUUUUGGAACUUAUAGAAGUUCGAUGCAAAACUUUGUUUACCAUUGAACUGUUUUGGACAUUUACUAUAGCUGUACGAUAACUUUUAGAAUAACAUAAAGUACUACGAAAUCAUUUAGGUACCAUUUAUUACCAAUUUUGUUCUAGUAUAGUCAUACACAAUCUGUCAUAUCCGUCUACAGACAUUCGAAUGAGGUUUUUCAUCGUACACAAUACACAGUCUAAGAAUAUUUCUCUAGUACUUUUGUAUGCUUCAAACAUGAAAUUCAGGAUUGGGUAUUCAUUAUCAAUAUAGCAAUAUUGACAUUCGCUGAUUCUUUUGUUGAGUCAUGUAAUCUAGUAGAUUUUAUUUGAAGAAAGGCAUAAAUACACACGAUAAAAAGUGAGGAAAAGAGAAUGCGGAAAGAAAUGCUAGUUAGACAAGAUAUGGCAAUACUAAAUAGAUGAAGGAGCUAAAAUAUAAUAUGUUAUUAGAUUAAAUUGAAAAUAAUGUUUAUUAUAGGUAUUUUGACAUUGGAUCGGCCUUAGCAUCUCGACAUGGUUCAACACAUUGAUCUUUUUUCGCAGCCUCAAAACAAUCUUGUUUCGUUGUGCAUUUGUUGAUGGGAUUUGGCAAUUGUGUGUAACACCAACCAUUCAUGUUCUCUGGACCAGCACGAUCCAUACGUAGAUAACAUGAUCUGGCACACCGACCUUUGAGGCAAUCGUAAGUUAAAGAUGCCCCUGAAAAUAGAAAAGAAACGAGAAUUUCGCUGGUUUGUAUGACGUUAAUCAAUGAACGAACUAGCAGCUAAACUAUGUUAGUACUUGAAUCUUGAAAUACAGCGGAAAGCGUAUAGCAUCUCACCAUUCGAAUUGGCCCCCAGACACUUGCCGUUCCAGCUGCAAUCACUAUGACUCUUACAAAAAUAGUCAUUAGAAGUACCGCAAAAAUCUGGACCGUAUAGAUUAGCGUCUCCGUUUCCACCAGCUCCUCUCCAACAAUUUCCAAAAUGUCCACAACCCCAAUAAUCCGAAACCUCCGAAAAAAGAGAGAAAUAAAUCUCAACGAAAAUUCUUACACAAAACGGCCAAUUAGCUUCGUUUUUGAUCGAUUACUUUAAAGUUACUAUUUUUGAGAAUUGAAAUUCUGUCGCUUACUUUGUGUAGAAUCGCAAACUCCACUGAUUAUAUCUUUGCUUUCCCUAGGUUCGCCUCUUGAUGACAUCAGAUAGCAAAUUUUUUCUCCACAUUUCGUAACAUAUGACCAUGUAACGCAAGUUGAUGCAGCAUUGCACGCAUUCAAGCACUCCUGCCAAGCUUGUACUACGAGAUUGUUAUUCGAUGUCACACACGUGGCUUUGUCAGUUGGUUUAUAAUGUGCAUCGGCUAUUGACGUUUGGCAUCUUUGUUGGCCAGUUUGGCUUGCAAUAUAAAGUCUCUAUAAGUAGUAUUAGAAAGAUUAGAAAAAUGGAAACUGCAUAAUGCAACCAGCUAAUAUCACACAUUUUUCAUUCAACGCAUGGUACGAUUCGGCUCUCUUUUGAAGUCCAGCCCAUUUACCGAAAAAAUGACUUAUUUUCAAAUGCACUUAUGUAAAGAUACAUAAAGAAUAGUUUGUUCUACUUACGUC